AUGAGUGAAAAGAACAGUCGUAUUGCUAUCGUUAACGGAGAUAGAUGUAAACCUAAGAAAUGUCGUCAAGAAUGUAAACGUUCCUGUCCAGUGGUUAAAACAGGUAAAUUAUGUAUCGAAGUUACACCAACCUCAAAGAUUGCUUUUAUCUCUGAAGUUCUUUGUAUUGGUUGUGGUAUCUGUGUGAAGAAAUGUCCAUUUGACGCUAUCACUAUUAUUAACUUGCCAACUAAUUUAGAAUCUAACACUACUCACCGUUAUUCUGCUAACAGUUUCAAAUUGCAUAGACUACCAACCCCAAGACCUGGUCAAGUCCUUGGUUUAGUUGGUACUAACGGUAUUGGUAAGUCUACUGCGUUAAAGAUUUUAGCCGGUAAACAAAAACCAAAUUUAGGUAGAUUUGAUAAUCCACCUGAAUGGCAAGAAAUUAUCAGAUAUUUCCGUGGUUCAGAAUUACAAAAUUAUUUCACUAAAAUGUUAGAAGAUAACAUCAAAGCUAUUGUCAAACCACAAUACGUCGAUAACAUCCCAAGAGCUAUAAAGGGUCCAAUUACCAAAGUUGGUGAAAUCUUAAAGCUUAGAAUGGAAAAGCCACAGGAAGACGUCAAAGAAUAUAUUAAGAUUUUACAAUUAGCUCAUGUACUAAAUAGAGAUAUCACCAAAUUAUCUGGUGGUGAAUUACAAAGAUUUGCUAUUGGUAUGACUUGUGUACAAGAAGCUGAUGUCUAUAUGUUCGAUGAACCUUCCUCUUAUUUGGAUGUUAAACAACGUUUGAAUGCUGCACAAAUCAUUAGAUCUUUAUUGACCCCAACUAAAUACGUCAUCUGUGUCGAACACGAUUUGUCUGUCCUUGAUUAUCUAUCCGAUUUUGUCUGUAUUUUAUAUGGUGUUCCAUCUGUCUAUGGUGUCGUUACUCUACCAUCUUCUGUUAGAGAAGGUAUUAAUAUUUUCUUAGAUGGUCAUAUCCCAGCUGAAAAUAUUAGAUUUAGAACUGAAGCUUUACAAUUCAGAUUAAACGAUGCAGGUGAAGAUUUAAGAGAUGAUGCUUCCCGUGCCUACCACUAUCCAAAGAUGAAACGUACUCAAGGCGAUUUUGUUCUUAACGUUGAUGCUGGUGAUUUCUCCGAUUCUGAAAUCUUGGUUAUGAUGGGUGAAAAUGGUACUGGUAAGACCACUUUAAUCAAAUUAUUGGCUGGUGCUAUCCCUGCAGAUGAUGGUACCGAAGUUCCAAAAUUGAAUGUCUCUAUGAAACCACAAACUAUUGCUCCAAAGUUCCCUGGUACUGUUAGACAACUUUUCUUCAAGAAGAUCAGAGGUCAAUUCUUGAACCCACAAUUCCAAACUGAUGUUGUUAAACCAUUGAAAAUUGACGAUAUCAUCGAUCAAGAAGUCCAACAUUUAUCUGGUGGUGAAUUGCAAAGAGUCGCUAUUGUCUUAUCUCUUGGUAUCUCUGCUGAUAUUUACUUGAUCGAUGAACCUUCAGCUUACUUAGAUUCAGAACAACGUAUUAUCUGUUCCAAGGUUAUUAGAAGAUUCAUUUUACAUAAUAAGAAGACUGCAUUUAUUGUGGAACACGAUUUCAUCAUGGCCACCUAUUUGGCCGAUAAAGUUAUUGUUUUCGAUGGUACACCAUCCAAGAAUGCUCACGCAAGUUCGCCAGAAUCUUUAUUGACUGGUUGUAACAGAUUCUUAAAGAACUUAAAUGUUACUUUCAGAAGAGAUCCAAACUCUUACAGACCAAGAAUUAACAAGUUAGAUUCCCAAAUGGACAAGGAACAAAAGGCUUCUGGUAAUUACUUCUUCCUAGAUAACACUGGUAUCUAA
Messenger RNA from Arxiozyma heterogenica, 1824 nucleotides. RefSeq names its product Fe-S cluster-binding ribosome biosynthesis protein (gene RLI1). The transcript has a single exon. Gene Ontology annotation, molecular function: ribosomal small subunit binding; iron ion binding; ATP hydrolysis activity. The coding region runs from base 1 to 1824 and encodes 607 amino acids. The record is from RefSeq and is a predicted model, not a curated record. NCBI's taxonomy places the organism in Eukaryota, Fungi, Ascomycota, Saccharomycetes, Saccharomycetales, Saccharomycetaceae. Gene Ontology annotation, biological process: translational initiation; translational termination; ribosomal subunit export from nucleus.